UAUGGCUACCGAAACUUGACGUUGUGGCAGAAGAAAGUAUUUAUUUGAAAAUAUCGCAAUGUAUUUUCCUUUAGGGUGGCCAAAAUACUUGAAAAGCCUUCAGAAAGGUUCAAGGCCAUUACAGUAUGUGAUAAGUAGCUGUGAUCGAAUGCUGUUUGCUGUCAUUACAGAGGAUAGUCUCAGUAUUUGGUACAGUAAGCCUUCUGUCCAGAUUGUUAGUUACACUCACCCUUACACUGAGAUUUCUUCCAUUGGGACAUUUAAUCUGGUGGAAUGGAAGCCAGACUCCUCUAUGAUAGCAGUUCUGACAUCCAAAUUAAACAUUUUAUUCUUCAAAGUUGAACUUGAUGUAUCUGUGCCAAACCACCAUUGUUUAUAUGUUCAACAUGAGGGCAAAAAUCAGACUCCAAAGCGAGACAUCAAUGGGAUACCGGACAGUGACAGUAUACCGGCCAUCAAGGUCACCCUGGUGGCCAGAAUGCAGCUCCCCUCUAACAUCACCUGCUGUUUGUGUGUUAGAGAAGAAAUGAUGGUAGCUACAGAGGAUGGGAGUUUACAUCGCAUCAAAUGGAAUGCCUCACUCAAUACAAAGGCUUCAUUUCAUAUACAGGGGUUUCCUGCAUCACUGGACUUCCACCAAACGAAAGCCUCUAGACUAGUGGUAGAAGAUGGUUGUGUUCAACAGAUGGAGUACAGUCCUAUCAUUGGUGGAUACACUCUGGUGCUCUCUAGUGGAAAGGCCCUAUUUGUUAUUCCACCCUCCACAAAGGCAGAGAACAGCGUGCCACAAGGGGUGUGGGUGACGGGGCUGACGGAUGCCACCUGUGUGGCAGUCAAUCACAGGUACCGCCUGAUGGCCUUCGGAUGCAAGAGUGGCGUCGGUGCUGUUUAUGUGAUCAAUGAAGUGGAGGGUACAAUAGAACUGUCCUAUAAACUACAGGUGUCCAGCAAAGACUUUCCAGAUGCUGCUCAGAAAGCUGGACCUGUCAAGUGUAUGAAGUGGACACCAGAUGGCACUGCUGUAGCGGUCUGCUGGAGGAACGGGGGAUUCUCUCUGUGGAGUGUAUUCGGUGCCCUCCUGUUGUGUUCUCUGGGAGGAGAUCGAUAUCCCAGUGAUAGUCCAAAGCUGUUCCCACCACCUGUGAUCUCUAUGGAGUGGGGGUUGGAGGGGUACCAACUGUGGAUGGUCUGCCAGGAGAACAACAUUAACGGAGUGGUGGAGGAGGAGAGACAUGAUAACACUAAUGUCCUACAGAUACAGUUUGUCAAAAGCGCACUCACCGUCAAUCCUUGUGUGACAAACCAUGACCAUGUGUUCUUACAAGGAGAGGAUAGGCUGUAUAUGAAUAUCGGUGACAGUUGCUCCUCCUCCCAAGGUGGGGCUAGUCAAGAGAACAGCCAAUCACUGAUGUCCAUAGGAAACAAAAUCUGGCAAAUCAUACCCAUCUCUCACACUUAUCUUGGUGCAAAUUGGCCAAUCAGAUAUGCAGCAGUUGAUAGGUCUGGUCAGUGUGUUGCCGUGGCUGGCAAAACAGGACUGGCUCAUUAUACCUUCUCCACACGCAAGUGGAAACUGUUUGGCAACGAAACACAGGAGAAAGACUUGGUUGUAUCAGGAGGAAUGACCUGGUGGAAGGAUUUUAUUUGUGUGGCCUGUUACAACAUCAUAGGUCAAAGGGACGAGAUUCGCUGUUAUCCCAAGAACACAAAACUUGACAAUACCUUUGCUGUGAUCACAAAGGUCCCCUCUCAGAUUCUACUCCUGAACACGUUCCGCGACAUCUUAAUCAUCUUCUGUAUCGAUUCUCAUGUCAUGCUGUUCAACAUGGAGAGGAAAAAUUCUCAGAAAAAUCCUCUGAUGGAGUUGAUUAAAGUACAGGAGGUGGCCCUGGGUAGCUACAUCCCCCACCCCGUGUGUGUCACAGGGCUGGCCCUCACCUCACUUAGGACAGAAAAGUUUGGUAGCAGGACUGUGCAACCCAACAGAGAUUCAGAGUGCUUGUUGCUCAAUGUUGCUGGGAAGUUGCUGAUGUUCCAGAGAGACGAGACGGGGCCACAGAUCCAGGGGAAACAAAACAAAAUGAAACCUCAACCCUUUGGUUCCCCAGCUGUGGUUGCCACUAAUGUGGAGAACAUGUGGUCUACCUCACGGACGAGUCAUGGUAAAACACAGCUGAUGGAAGCUCUGUGGUUAGGAUGUGGGGCCCAGGGGAUGAAGGUGUGGUUACCUUUAUAUCCAAGACAUGAGGGUAAAACUCACAACUUUAUGUCCAAACGCAUUAUGCUGCCAUUCAGGGUAGAUAUUUAUCCUCUAGCUGUGUUGUUUGAGGAUGCAGUGAUAUUAGGAGCAGCCAGUGAUGGUGUCAUGUACAAAUCUCCCAGUGAGGACACAAAGAGAUCGGUCCAAAAUCUACCCUUCUGUAUUAUAGAGAGAACUAGUCAAAUAUAUCUCCACCAUAUUUUACGACAACUUCUAAGGCGGAAUUUGGGAGUAAAUGCCCUGGAUUUAGCCAGAUGUUGUACAGAGUUAUCCUACUUCCCCCAUGUUCUAGAGUUGUUACUUCAUGAAGUUCUAGAAGCUGAGGCGACUUCCAAGGAACCCAUUCCAGAUCCCUUACUACCCCGAGUUGUGGCCUUUAUACAGGAGUUUCCAGAAUUCCUACAAACCAUUGUACACUGUGCAAGGAAAACAGAAGUGGCAUUAUGGCCUCACUUAUUUUCUGUGGUUGGAAAUCCCAAAGAUUUGUUUGAGCAAUGUAUGGUGAGUGAGGAGUUGGAGACGGCAGCCUCGUAUCUCAUCAUUCUACAGAAUCUAGAGCGACCCAUCAUCAGUCGACAGCAUGCCACCCUGCUGCUAGACCAAUCUCUGGAGAGAGGGAAAUGGGACUUAGCCAGGGACCUUGUCAGAUUCCUUAAAGCAAUAGAUCCAUCAGAGUGUACCACGCCCCCUAUACUGGCCUCGUCGAAGACGCCCUCCUCCAAGACCUACCACUCGGGCGUCCCUAGUCCUCCCAUAAUGUCGUCCGAGGCCGACGGAUUCAGCUUCAACACUGUCAGCAAUGUCAGUAAUGUUAGCAACGUCAACCGAAUACGGAGCUCCAGUAUGACAGGAGCAGACUACUCUGAAAAUGUGCCAAAGGGGAGCAAACCCAAACUCAAACAUACAUUCUCUGACAACAUAUUCAGUAAUAAGAAAAUGCCAUCAAAGCCAAAAGAGGAGGGGGCUCCUGAUCAAAUGUACAUAGACAUGAUUCUCUGUCGACAUUGUCGGAAACUUCUAGAGACAAAUCGACUGAGGGACAUGGGAUAUUUUAGUGCCAACACCGAGGAUUUUCAUCUUGUCUCAUUUUUAAAAAGAGAGCGAUUAAAAAGUGCAAAAGUGGAGGACUUUGUAAGAGCAGUAAAGGAUAUUCAUCAACAGUUCGAGUGGCCCUUGCCAAUUCUCUCAUACCAUGUGUUCCAGCAACUCAAAAAUAAAACUUUCUCCUCCUCGAGCCUAGCGUCUCUGUCCCUGUUAGAUGAGGAGAACCUACCCACAGUCAAUGUGGGGGCACACAACAGUGACACAGAGUACCAUAAAUACUUGGGGACCCUGCAGUCCCCCUCCCCCCUCAACCUCUCCCAGGCCGUGUCUGAUGAUGUGGUGUUAAAACCACAGGCCGCCAAAACUGAGGAUAGCAGCUUGGCCACCACCCUGGAUAUCUCGGACUCGAGCUCACUGUUGGGGGAGCUCGAUUACAUGACGGAGUCCUCCUCCCAGGACACCCUGUCCCCCGAGCUGGAGAUCCUGUCCCAGGAGAUGGCCAAUAAAGGGCCGCGGCAGUCCGAGAAUGAGCUCAGAUAUUUGUUACAAAUCACACUGGAAGCUGGAUGUUUGGAGUGGGCGAUGAUUAUCUCCCUUGUUUUACGUGACGUAGAAGCUGUGGUGAGGACGGUUAACACGGCCAGCAUGACAGACACGCCCCUGGAGAUGGUGGCCAGAAUGAGGGAGGGGCUCUCCUAUCUAGAACUGUGGGCAGACACCGAGUGUCUGGGAUAUAAACCAUUCCUUCAUUUUAUAAGGAAGCAGACACAAAUGUUAGGUAAGCUGGCAGAACAAACUCCACCAACCUUACAGCUGAGUACCUCUGUCCUUGAGGACCAGAGCAGUGAGGGGGAGCAGUUAUCUCCCGUACAACAGACGAUACACAGCAAGGAUGUAGACAGUUCUCCCGACAGCAGCCCCACACCGGGCAGAGACCCAGCUAAAGGUAGUGACUGUGUGAUCUCAUGAAACUGACAAAGAGAUGAUAGGAAGGCCAGUAAACGUGUGGGAGGGAACCAGCUAAAGCAUUUCAUGUGUUUCCACUAGUCAAACUCUACUGCUAUUAUUUCCAGAGUUCAGUUACUUUCUUACUGGUUGGAAAACAUUAAUAUUUCUCAUUGUUGUGAAGAUAAUCAAAAUCAAUAUGAACAAAGCAAGCUGACUUGUGAUAAACAGAGAUAUUGCUAAUGACAGAGGGUGAAUAUUCAACUGAAGGACAUGCUGAGCAGUCACUGAAUGGGUCUGAUCACCAAGAAGAGUAUGCUUUCAAAUCAAUAACUAUAUCAACUGGAAGGAAGUGCUAUCCAAUCACAUAUUAGAUAAGAUCAGCUGGAAAUCUAGCCAAUCACCUUCUGGAAUCAUGUCUUAGCUCAGAUCAACUGGAGAGGCAUCCUAGCCAAUCACAUGCUAGACCAGAUUAGCUGAAAAGCUAUGCUAGCCAAUCAUGUGUUAGCUCUGAUCACCUGGAAAGAAAUGCUAGCCAAUCACAUGUUAGAACUGAUCAGUAGAUCAGUUUGGUUCAUUUUUCAAGCAGCAGAGCUGUUUCAAAUACUGUCAUGUUAACUUUAACUGUCGUGGCAGAUUUUAAAUGUAUUAUACCUUCAUAUAAUUUCUACUGUUAAAUAUCUGCAUGUUUUAAUCAUACAUCGACAAGAUCUAAGUUUAAUGUUCAUCUCACAAUCUUAAAUGAUAAUCACUAUUACAUUUGUUUUAUUUCACAAGCUUCUUGAUGUUGAUAUGUAAACAUUUUUAUUAUUUUAUGUCAGGGAAUGUUUGAUACAUGUAUUUAUGCACAGUUUCUCUGUAAAAAGUGCUUUUGUGAAGUGCUUAAUUGUGUCAUUUGAAGAAGGUGUGCCAUAUCGAUAUCAUUAAUCAGGCUUCUUUUUGUAUCAAGUAAGAGUAUGAAAAUGAAAGGUUGGGAACCAGUGGGCUUUCAGUGAAAGGAGAACCAGUUUAUUUUGUUAUGCUUACAGCAAUCAUUUUCAUGUGUUUUCCAUAUGUAGGAUUUCAGUAUUACUCAGCAGUGUUUAGUCAGAUCCCUCACAGUGAAGGACAGCAAGGAAUUUAAAUGUAUGCAAUAAACAUGGUAGGAAUAUAAAUUUUUCUGUCUAAAUCUUGAAAAUCUUGUGAAGUCAUGGGCAUUUAUACUUUCUAUGCUUAAGCAAUCAUUUCUAUUAUGCCCCUUUAGUAGGAAAAUAUCGAGGACAAAGAGUUUUUGGGCUGUCUGUCUGUUUGUCCACAACAAUUUUAACCUAGCUGAUCUCUUUUGAUCAGAUUGUUGUAUGGGUCUGACCUUUUCUGGCUAAAAUUUACCUAACUUCAGCUUUGGUCAUAACAUUUAAAUCAAUAAAUGGUUGGUGCUAGGUCUUUCAUAUUUCAAAUGAUUCCUCUUUGAGAUAAGAUAUUUUCUUUGGAGGAAAACAUUUUCAGUGCCAUGAUCUUGAAGGUUAACCUACUUUUGAAAAACUUAAACCUUGGUUAUAACUUAUAAAUAAAUUGUCCUAGGGCUUUCAACUGUUUAUUUUUUGUGACAAGAAAUUUCUUUGAUUCCAAAAUUUUUGACUUUAUGAUUUGACCUUGGAGUUUGACCUUUUUGAAAACUUAAACUUUGGAUAUUAUUUCUGAAUGGUAAUAUUGAUAGGGCUUCGACAUCUCACAAUUAUACUCUUUGUGACAAGACCUUUCUUUGCAUACCAACAUUUAUUAUCCCUUGACCUUGGAGUUUUACUUGCUUUUGAAAGACUGUUACCUUGUCUAUAACUUCUGAUUUGGUUAUAUUAUGCGUAUAAUUCACAGGCAUACUUCUGGUAACCUAAAACCUUUCUUAUCGACAUUCCUUGUGCCUUGACCUUUGAAUUUGACUUGCAUUUGAAACAGUUGAAUCGUAGACAUGGCAUCAGUGUUUGGCAAACAAAUCCUAUUCUACUAUUGCCCCCCAAAAAAGAUUUCAGUUUAAAGAUCAUUGUCAUUCCAUAACUUCAUUUCUCAGAUCCAUAUGCCAGGGUUCCAUAUGCAUCAUUUCUCAAUUUAAGUGGAGUGUUUUUCUUGUACAUUAAUGAGCCUGAUAAAAAGUCAUGUACUGUUAAGUGGAUUUUAAGCAUAAUAUCAAUGUACCUCUCCAUUCUUCACAAGGAAUAUAAAUCAGCUAACCCAGUGAGUCUUAUUCCUCUUUAGGAAUGGCAUAGUUUAGAUACUGUUAACUUUUGUAAUUGAUUACAGCAUAUUCUUAAGAGAGAUUUCUUCAAGUCAUUGUCAUUUUUAUAUUAAAGAAAUAUUUUUUCAGAAUUUUAAACAAACCAUUUUGGAGUUUUUAUUCAUAAAAUGUUGAAUAGAAUAUGACUACUUUUGAGAAUAGAGAUAAUUUUGUUUUCAAAUGUUGAUGCCUGACUCUAAUUAUUUAGUUACAAUGUAUUAUAUAGGUUGUAUAAUAAUGCAUUAUACCAUGGAGAUUAUGCCUGUUUGAUGAUCUGUAACUCCCCUGUCUAUGUGUUUGUGUGUGUCCUUACUAAUGAUACAGAACAAAGACUUUUGUCCAUCAUGUUUCAUGAUUACUCAUCAUGGUUAAUUUUUUUCUUUCCUAUUUUAUCAAGAGAUAUCAGACACCUACAGUACCGUGUUGUGUGUAUGUCUAUAUGAUUAUACAAUAUGGCGCUUGUUUGAAGCUCACUAGAAGUAGUGGUGGACGCUCUAUGAAUUAAAAUGUUCAAGUCAUCAUUCUGUAAAUGUUUAUACAUACUUUGCUUUGCCUCAGGAAGUUGUGAUUAUUGAGCAUGUUGUUGCAUAUAAUUUCACAAUUUGUAGCAAUAUAAUUAUUUGCUAUUACUGAGAGCAAUGCAUAUGAUUUCAGUGACAAAUCUGUUUUAUGCAUAUUGAUUUAUUUGAGGUUUUACAGGUUUGGGCAUUAUUUAGCAGUUACUGUAUAUAUAAUGUUAAUUUACUAUGCAGGGUAGCUUACACAUAAGAAUAAAUAAUUUCUUAUCACUUCACUAAGGUGUAUAAAAUAAUUCUUUUCCAUGACAACAAUGAAAUUCUUAAUAAGGCCAUGGCCUGACUUUGCUCAAGAGCUCAAGAGCAUAUAGAAAGUAUAAUUCUAAGUAAGCGAUCAGUUCAAGUGAAAUUUUACUCACAUUAUUCAAUGCAAGUUCUUUAAAUGUUCAUGAAAGAAAUACUUGGUAAUAUAAAAAUGUUUUGUUAAAUUAAGUAACAUGACAAUCCUUUUGCAAAUUUAGAGCGAAAGUUAAAAAGUUUUAAUUAGUUACAUAUAAAUAUGUGUUCCACUUUAUACACCCACAUUGUGUAAUCAAAAUGCUUUCAUAUGUUAGUUUAUUGGUAUUUUCCAAUUUGUUUCACAUGAACACAUCUUGUGUAGGCUGUAAUGCCAAAAAUAUUUAGGUGCUGUUGUUUUACAUGCUUGUCACUUGUUGAUUAGUUUACACAAAGUAUUUUAAAUAUUUUACAGAGUGGAUUACAUGUUUGCUUUUCAAUUUUUCAAACUAUGAUUAAUCUUGUUUAGAAAUACUUUUUAUUGAAUUAUAUAUUCAAAUAUUAAAAAUUAAAAUAUGAAUCUUGGUAAACUGUAUUGAUAUUAAUUAUAUCUGUGUAAGAUGAGGUUUCUAGAAUCCAUAUGUUACGGCUCUGACAGACAAAGCUAGUCAUGCCAAUCAUUGUUUUAUGCCUUGACAAUUGUGAUAUGUGCAUUUUACAUUAUUUUAUUAUAGGCACACUGGAAUCAAUCAUUUAAAGUCAUCAUUGUACAAACUGACCAUCACUAAAUAAUAAAAUGUAUCAAUGUU
Molecule: messenger RNA, 8097 nt
Organism: Saccostrea cuccullata (small rock oyster)
Lineage: Eukaryota; Metazoa; Mollusca; Bivalvia; Ostreida; Ostreidae
Product: guanine nucleotide exchange factor subunit RIC1-like
Exons: 32
Coding region: 59-4273 (1404 amino acids)
Biological process (GO): retrograde transport, endosome to Golgi; intracellular protein transport
Cellular component (GO): Golgi membrane; Ric1-Rgp1 guanyl-nucleotide exchange factor complex; cytosol
Molecular function (GO): protein binding
Source: RefSeq, a predicted model, not a curated record